Fusarium coffeatum is the source of this 918-nucleotide messenger RNA. RefSeq lists its product as uncharacterized. NCBI's taxonomy places the organism in Eukaryota, Fungi, Ascomycota, Sordariomycetes, Hypocreales, Nectriaceae. Gene Ontology annotation, biological process: L-histidine biosynthetic process. Gene Ontology annotation, molecular function: histidinol-phosphatase activity. Bases 1 to 918 code for a protein of 305 amino acids. Gene Ontology annotation, cellular component: cytoplasm. The record is from RefSeq and is a predicted model, not a curated record. The transcript has 3 exons.
AUGCACUCCCAUUCGGGCGAGUUCUGCCCUGGCCAUGCCAAAGACCAACUCGAGGAGAUUGUAAAACAUGCAAUUUCCGUUGGCUACAAAACCAUUGGUUUCACAGAGCACAUGCCUAGGUAUGACCUACGAGAUCUGUAUCCUGAAGAGCUCGAUGACCCUCAAGCUGCCCUGGAGGCCCUCCCACCACGUCAUGAGUGUUAUCUUGUUGAGGCACAGCGUCUACAGCGCGACUACGCCUCACAGAUUCACAUCCUCAUCGGAUUCGAAGCCGAAUUCAUCCGUUCUAGCUGCGCAAUGCAUGUCCGCAAGCUAGCAGAGCAUCCCAUCAUUGACUACUUCAUCGGCUCAGUGCACUACGUUCACCACACGCCGAUUGACUAUUCGAAGGAGAUGUUCCUCACUGCCCAAAGCCAAAGCACGCGGCGAACAGAAGAGUCCCUCUAUGAAGAUUACUACGAUUUGCAGUAUGAGAUGCUCACUGAGCUUAAGCCGCGUGUAGUGGGACAUUUCGAUCUCAUCAGACUGAUGAGUGAGGAUCCUGACAGGGAUGUCAGGCAGUGGAAGGGUGUUUGGGAGCGCGUGUUGCGAAAUCUAGCGCUUGCGAAGGAGCAGGAUGGUUGGCUUGAGGUGAACAGUGCUGCACUUCGAAAAGGCCUUGCAGAGCCCUAUCCUUGCAGGAUUAUUGCCGAGGAAUGGAUCAAGAUGGGCGGCAAGUUCACUUUCUCAGACGACAGUCAUGGUAUUGCUCAAGUGGCUACAAACUACGCUCGCACAGUCACUUAUCUCGAAAGUCUGGGCAUCAAGGAGGUGUGGACUCUCAAGAGGUCGACUCAUCCCGGCAUUGAGGGCUCGCAGAGAGCAACUGUCGAGGAAGUAAGCGUGCCGUUGAGUGAGUUCCGCAAGAACUUCUCAUAG